GCGCGUUCGUUGGCUAUCAAGGCGGACAAAGGGGACGCAAAUUGCAUUGCCCCUUCCAGCUUGGCUCGGCUUAGCCUCGACCCUGGAACUCAGCCCCUCGUCUGGACGAUUUUGUUUUUUUCCCUCCUUCGUCCUUUCCCUCCCCGUCCGACUAUCUAUUGUCAAUCUGGCUGCUUCAGUCCAGCGCCUAGUGUCCGUCCCUCUUUUGCCGUCUUGGCCGAUUUUACUCCAGCAGCGGUCAACGAACGAAGCCAACAACCAUCCCGAGCCACUCGAGACGUUCCGGACGCCAGCCCUGGGACUGGGAGAAAGGGGCGGCAAGCCAGUGGGAGGAUCUGGGUUGGCUGGGCCGGGAUCGACGGGCGAUCAGGCGGACAGACGGCGGCCCUAGUCAACGGCGACAACGGCGACAAUGGCGCACAACGGGCCAGGAAGCGCGGCGCCGGCGCAGCCCACGGUCAAGGCGGCGGUGGCGGCGCCCAAGCUGAACAACGAGAUGGAGAUGGGCACGAUGGCAAGCGACAAGCCGGCCGAGAACGACAUCAUGCAGGUGGCGCGCGUGGGCGACAUGGUGGCCAUGGAGAAGCUAUUCGAGACGGGCGACUACGACGCUACCUACUGCGACGACGAGGGCAUCACACCGCUGCACUGGGCCGCCAUCAACAACCAGUACGCCAUGUGCAAGUUCCUCAUCGACAAGGGCGCGCCCAUCAACAAGAAGGGCGGCGACUCGGUGGCCACGCCGCUGCAGUGGGCAGCCCAGCGUUGCCACUACUAUACCGUCCACCUGCUGCUGCAGCACGGCGCAGACCCGCUCGCUACCGACGCGCAGGGCUACAACACGCUGCAUAUCAGCACCUUCAACGGCAACGUGCUGCUGCUCGUGCUGCUGCUGCACUCGGGCAUCCCCGUCGACGUGGCCGACGCCUUUGGCCACACGGGCCUCAUGUGGUCCGCCUACAAGGGCUUCCCUGCCUGCGUCGACCUGUUCCUGCGCUGGGGCGCCUCGGUCCACGCCGUCGACGAGCAGGGCUUCACCGCCCUGCACUGGGCCCUGGUCAAGGGCUCGCCCGGCUGCGUCCAGAAGGUGGUCGAGUACGGCGCCGACCGCUUCGCAAAGACUAACACGGGCAAGACCCCCGCCAUCACCGCCCAGGAACUCAACACCACGGCCGCCUGGAACCGCGCCCUGCGCGAGUGCGGCUACGACAAUGACGGCAACGCCGUCCAGCCCACCUGGCCCGGCGCCUCGUACCUGCUCAAGGACCGCCGCGGUUUCGUCAACAAGUUCCUGUUCCUGUGGCCCUUUGUGCUCGUCUGGGGCCUCCUUCACAUUCUCGCCGCGUUCCCUGUAUAUCUGGGGAUUCCCUUGAUGAUGCUCGUUGGUUACAGCGUGCAGUGGAUCGCCCAGAAUGUGUUGCAGUAUGCGCCCUCGGACAUGCGGUCGCUGCAAAAAACGCCCUGGCUGACCGGCAUCUUUGCCGCCUCGGUAUUUUGGCUCGGGGUGAACUGGCUCUUUACGGUAAUGCCGGCCACCACGCUCUACGCCGAGGCCGACGCGACCCACUACCUCCUGAACCUGACCUUUGGCGUCUUCCUGGGGCUUAUUGCAUACUUUUAUGGGGCUUGUAUGCUAUUUGACCCGGGCUUUGUGCCCAAGAUGAGCGGCAGAGCUGAGCAGAAGGCCGUGAUCGACGAGCUCAUUAGCCUGUGGAAGUUUGACGAGGCCAACUUCUGCGUCCCUUGCAUGAUCCGCACGCCCCUGCGGAGCAAGCACUGCAAGAGGUGCAACCGUUGCGUAGCAAAGCAUGAUCACCACUGCCCAUGGGUUAAUAACUGCGUGGGCAGCAACAAUCAUCGCCAGUUCUUCCUGUACAUUAUCACCCUGACAAUCGGGAUUAUGGCCUAUGAUGGGAUUCUAUACUACUACCUUUCGACCAUCUCCAAGAAUGCCUCGGACGAGUGCAACGUCCUGGCCCCUUCCAUCUGCAAGCUCAUCAACGCCGACGGCUACUCGCUCCUGACGGGCGUGUGGGCGUCGCUGCAGCUUGUGUGGGUCUCGAUGCUCAUGUUUGUGCAGUUCAUCCAAGUUAUGCGCGCCAUGACAACGUACGAGAACAUGUUUGGCAUCGACAGCCGCGUCGGCGCCGCCGCUCUCAACUCGGCCUUUACCUCCACCGGCACCCCGCUGAAUCCAGACCCUGCAGGUGGCCCUGCCGGUGCGCUUCCGCCCAGCGGCUCCAUGGGCCAGCCCGAGGAGGCCGCCUCGGGGGGACACAGUCACGGCCACGGCCACGGACAUGGACACGGCCAUGGCCACAAGCACGGCGGCGGCUUCCUCAAGCAGUGGGCGCGGCUCCUGGGCGUCGACGCUUUCGUCGAGACGGCAACGGGCCGCGGCGCCGCGGCGGGCGGCAACAACGGGCGCAAGCGCAAGCGGAACCCGUACUCGCACGGCUGCAUCGCCAACUGCCGCGACUUCUGGUGCGACCCGGCCCCCGUGUUCGGCCGCCGCGAGACGGGCGCGGGCAUGCUGGGCGGCCAGACCAUCAACUGGACCGAGGUCUACGAGAGCCCCGCCGGCAUGGGCAUUGGUGGCGCUAGGAGGAGCGGCGCAGCGCGCAGGGGAGGGUACGAGGCCGUGGCGGAGGACGAUGCUGUAUGAAAGGGGCAAGUCGGAGUGGCUUGUGGCCUUUUGUUGUUGAUGCAUUGUCGCGGCGCACAUGCCGCGCGUUUUUAUGUUCCGACUUUGUGACGCCGUUAUGAUCUUGAGGGGACCCUGCUUUGGUGGCGGGAGGGGUUUCGGCCAAUUUCUUCCUUUUUUUUUAUAUUCAACUCAGCAUAGAGACGAGUCAUGUCGGAGUUAGCCGGGUGGCCCUGCUGGAGACGAGGCUGGCGCAGUUUUAUCUUGGCUGGGGGUUAUUCUUCCGCAUUUAUCAUUCUAAUCAUGAUCAUUUCUCGCCUGUUGUAAGGUGAAGGCUCCCAUCUCUAUGCCUGCCGUGGCCCACCUUUCCACCUCCCAACUACUCGACCAGACGGUAUCGUUUGGCCGAAGAACACCGCCUCAGAUGGGUCUGGCAGAGCCGAACAAUACAUGCCGCCGCCCACUUCACCUCCGACAAGACCCCCUCCGCCUCGGUCAGAUCGCGCAGGCACAGUCCCGCCGGCGCCGCGUUGCUGUUGUG
Molecule: messenger RNA, 3185 nt
Organism: Gaeumannomyces tritici R3-111a-1
Lineage: Eukaryota; Fungi; Ascomycota; Sordariomycetes; Magnaporthales; Magnaporthaceae
Product: palmitoyltransferase AKR1
Exons: 3
Coding region: 413-2665 (750 amino acids)
Biological process (GO): protein palmitoylation
Cellular component (GO): Golgi membrane
Molecular function (GO): protein binding; palmitoyltransferase activity
Source: RefSeq, a predicted model, not a curated record